CUUUUCUUUCUACUUUGUUAUAAAGAUAUAAAAACGAUAAACAUGUCUAGCAUGAACAUAGAUUCUGAACAAACUAUUGACGAGGGCUUGUACUCUCGUCAACUUUACGUAUUAGGCCACGAUGCCAUGAAAAAGAUGAGUAACGCUCAUGUUCUAGUUAUUGGUUUAAAGGGUCUUGGUGUUGAAAUUGCCAAAAAUGUUGUAUUGGCUGGUGUCAAGAGUGUUACCCUUUGGGAUCCUACACCUGCUAAGAUUUCUGAUUUAUCCGCACAGUUUUACUUGACAGAGAACGAUAUUGGACAAUCUCGUGCCAAGGUCACCCAACCCAAACUUGCAGAAUUAAAUCAAUAUGUUCCUGUAAAUCUUUUGGAAGGCGAAUUGACCGAGGAAGUGUUGAAAAAGUACAAGGUUGUCGUUAUCACUGAAAUGGCUUUAUCCAAGCAAUUAGCUCUUUCCGAAAUUUGUCAUGCCAACAAUAUCCACUUUAUCUCUACUGAGGUGCGCGGUCUAUUUGGUCGUAUCUUUAAUGAUUUCGGAUCCAAGUUUGAGAUUAUUGAUACCACUGGCGAGGAGCCUUUACACGGUAUGAUUGCCAAUGUUUCCAAGGAAGCAGAAGGUAUUGUUACUUGUUUAGAUGAAGUUCGUCACGGUUUAGAGGAUGGCGAUUAUGUGACAUUCAAGGAAAUCCAAGGCAUGACUGAAUUAAAUGAUAUCGAGCCCCGCAAAAUCAAAGUGUUCGGACCUUAUAGUUUCAGUAUUGGUGACACUUCCAACUUUGGUGAGUACACCAACGGUGGUCUUUUCACUCAAGUCAAGAUGCCCAAGUAUGUUGAUUUCAAGUCCUUGAAUGAAUCCUUGACCCAUCCCGAAUUCUUGGUCUCUGAUUUCGCUAAAUUUGACCGUCCCAUGCAAUUGCAUCUUGCUUUCCAAGCUUUAUCCAACUUUGUCGAAAAGCAUGAUCGUUACCCUAAGCCUAGAAACGAAGCUGAUGCUUUAGAGGUGCUUGAGCAAACCAAGGCUUUGGUUGCUUCUGUAGAUGAUAAGCCUGAAUUGGAUGAAAAAUUGAUCAAGGAAGUAGCUUAUCAAUCUUCUGGUGAGUUAGCUCCCAUGGUGGCUGUCUUCGGUGGUUUAGCCGCCCAAGAAGUCUUGAAGGCUGUCAGUGGUAAGUUCUGUCCUAUUCAACAAUACAUGUAUUUCGAUGCCCUUGAGGCUCUCCCCCAAAGUGUCCCCUUGACGGAAGAAUUAUGUGCUCCUACUGGAUCUCGUUAUGAUGGUCAAGUUGCUGUCUUUGGUAAAGCUUUCCAAGAAAAGAUUGCCAACACCAACGAGUUCCUUGUCGGUGCUGGUGCUAUUGGUUGUGAAAUGCUCAAGAAUUGGGCCAUGAUGGGUUUGGGUACAGGCCCCAAGGGUCAUUUAACCAUUACUGAUAUGGAUACUAUCGAAAAGAGUAACUUGAACAGACAAUUUUUGUUCAGACCCACUGACGUUGGUAAAUUGAAAUCUGAGUGUGCUUCUACUGCUGUGACCAAGAUGAACCCUGAUUUAGCAAAUCAUAUCACCAUUCAUCAAGAUCGUGUUGGCCCUGAGACCGAAAAUGUCUACGACGAUGAUUUCUUUGAGUCAUUGGACGGUGUUACCAACGCUCUUGAUAAUGUGGAAGCACGUAAAUACAUGGAUAGAAGAUGUGUUUAUUAUCGUAAACCACUUUUGGAGUCAGGUACACUUGGUACUAAGGGUAACACACAAGUGAUCCUUCCCUUCUUGACCGAAUCCUACUCUUCUUCUCAAGAUCCUCCCGAGAAGUCUAUUCCUAUUUGUACUCUCAAGAAUUUCCCUAAUGCCAUUGAACAUACAAUCCAAUGGGCCCGUGAUUUAUUCGAAGGUUACUUUAAGCAACCUGCUGAUAAUGUCAAUUUGUACUUGACUCAACCCAAUUUUAUUGAGGCUACCUUGAAGCAAGGUGGUACUGCUAAGGAUACGAUUGAAACCGUCUCCAACUAUUUGACAACAGAUAAGCCAAGUGAUUUUGCAGAUUGUGUUGCUUGGGCUCGUCUCAAGUUUGAAGAUUUAUUCAGUAACACGAUUCGUCAAUUACUAUUCAAUUUCCCUCCUGAUGCUGUUACUUCUACCGGCCAACUCUUCUGGUCCGGACCUAAGCGUGCUCCUACUCCUCUUACAUUUGAUGUCAAUAACCGUGCUCAUCUUGAUUUUAUUAUUGAUGCUGCUAAUUUGCAUGCUUAUAAUUAUGGCAUCCGUGGUGAAGAAGAUGACGCUUACUUCCGUGAGCAACUUCAAAACAUUAUUGUGCCUGAAUUUAAGCCCAAGGAAGGUGUCAAGAUUCAAGUACAAGAAAACGAGACUGUUGAUAAUGAUUCAGGAGCAGAUUCAUUGGACGAGGUGAUUGCUAAAUUACCUGAGCCUGCCAGCUUGGGUAACUUCCGUUUGUUACCUGCUGAGUUUGAAAAGGAUGAUGACUCUAACCAUCACAUUGAUUUCAUUACGGCUGCCUCCAACUUGCGUGCCAUGAAUUAUGGUAUUGCUCCUGCUGAUCGCUACAAGACUAAGUUCAUUGCUGGUAAGAUUAUUCCUGCUAUUGCUACUACAACCUCCAUGGUGACUGGACUUGUCUGUCUCGAGCUUUACAAGAUUAUUGAUGGAAAGAAGGAUUUGGAGCAAUACAAGAACGGAUUUGUUAACUUGGCAUUACCUUUCUUUGGUUUCUCUGAACCUAUUGCAAUGCCCACACUUGAAUAUAAUGGUAUCAAGUUUAGUUUAUGGGAUAGAUUUGACAUUAAUGAGGAUAUUACCUUGCAAGAGUUCAUUGAUUACUUCCAAAAUGAACACAAGUUGGAAGUGACCAUGAUCUCCUCUGGUGUGUCUAUGCUCUAUUCCUUCUUUAUGAACAAGAAGAAGGCUGCCGAAAGAUUAAAUAUGAAGUUAUCCAAGGUCGUUGAAACUGUUUCAAAGAAGCCUAUUCCUUCCUAUGUCAAGUCUUUGAUCUUUGAAAUCUGUGUGAAUGACGCUGAUGACGAGGAUGUUGAUGUUCCUUACGUUAGAGUCAAGAUCAGACAAUAAAUUAUCUCUCCGCUAUUUUUGGAACUUAUAAAAUAAACCUUUUUUUUUAUUUUUAUUGUUACAUGUAAA
This is a messenger RNA of Mucor mucedo, 3144 nucleotides long. RefSeq names its product ubiquitin-activating emzyme E1. Gene Ontology annotation, molecular function: SUMO activating enzyme activity. The transcript has 7 exons. Gene Ontology annotation, biological process: protein sumoylation. The coding region runs from base 43 to 3075 and encodes 1010 amino acids. Lineage: Eukaryota; Fungi; Mucoromycota; Mucoromycetes; Mucorales; Mucoraceae. Gene Ontology annotation, cellular component: SUMO activating enzyme complex; cytoplasm. The record is from RefSeq and is a predicted model, not a curated record.